AUAAAGUGUCAGAACACACAUGCAUCUGUGCGUACUGUUUGACACUGGAUGACUUAAGUCCUGGGAGAAAAACGUGUUUCUUCGCAUUUUGGAAAUGGAGACAAUGAAAUCUUGAGGGUGUUUGUAGUCAGAGGGUCAGACCUUUUCCACGUUCCCGAUGCUGGCUCUGUUCAGGUGUCCAGCAGCUUUGAGGGGGAGGCUAUCCCUGCGUUGCUCUGUCCUCUCUCUGGGGAGCACUACCAAGAGCAGCCAGCCCUCCACCGCAGCCAGGCCCCCUUUUCUAAGAACCCAGACUGCUCUGUUUCACCAAAGUAAAGCCAAAGCCAGUCCUGACCCAAACAAGCCCGCUUCAGUGUUGUCCUCUUGGUCCGGGCUGGAGGGGGAACUGCUCGGGAUGGGGAUGUUGUCGUUAGGUCUUGGUGUUGUUGGAGCCGCGCUAGCUGGGGUCUUCCUGGCCAACACCGAUCUGUGUCUGCCUAAAGCUGCAAAGGCAUCGCUGGAGCACCUUGAAAAUGCCGACCUGCGCUCCACCAUAGAUGAUGACAAGGUCAUCAAAGCGAAGACCCUGUGGGACACGAAUGGGGCUGUGGUCAUGGCCGUGCGACGACCUGGAUGAUUUUUGUGCAGAGAGGAGGCCUCUGAGCUGUCCUCUCUGAAGCCCCAGCUGGAAGAGCUUGGAGUCUCUCUGGUCGCUGUGGUGAAGGAGAAUGUCGGCACAGAGAUCCAGAACUUCAGACCGCACUUCGCUGGGGACAUCUACGUAGAUGAACAGAAACACUUCUACGGCCCGCUGCAGAGGAAGAUGGGGGGUCUGGGGUUCAUUCGCCUCGGAGUGUGGCAGAACUUCAUACGGGCCUGGAGGUCCGGUUACCAGGGCAACAUGAAUGGCGAGGGCUUCAUCCUUGGGGGAGUGUUUGUCAUCGGACCGGGAGACCAGGGGAUUCUCCUGGAACACCGUGAGAAGGAGUUUGGCGAUAAGGUGGACGUCGCAGAUGUUUUAGAGUUUGCUAAACAAAUUGUGCCAGUCAAAUAAGUUUUUUUUCCCCCUUCUGAAACAAAUGCCGUUAGUCAAAGAGCAGGUACAAUGUACUUAGAUCAAAAUUAGAAUUAAGAAAUAAUAUUUAAAUGACACGUUUAGUUGCUGUCCAAGUGCAUCCAUCACUGAAAUACUGAUGUUAUAAUUGCAUUUAAUUCUGGUUGUGUUGUUUAAUAUCACAAUAUUGUCUUUUGCACAUUAAUUUACUGUUAGUUUACAUAGGUAGAACUGUGAAAUGUAGGACUGAGCUGAUAUUCCUUCAGGAUUUGUCAUCUUGUUUGUCAGACACCUAAAAGCUAAAUUUAUUUUGAGACGGGUAUUAAAAACAGGUAUUGCGCCACUUAAAGGGAGCAUUUUCAUUCAGGUACAUCAACCGAUAAGUUAACUUGAAAUCUUCCCUUCAGAGAACCACACAAGUCAAUCUAAAGGCUGGAUUACAUAUGUGAUUAAUUAUUCUAUCAACUCUUUCUGUUAGUGGUACAUUUAUUUUAUUUUUUUGUUUUAUCAUCUCUGUUUUGCUUCUCGUGGUCUGGCACCUAAAUGGGCCUCCAACAUGGCAGACGAGAAUGUGCGUGUGUUACAAUGACAACUUGACUCUAAACUCAACACUGAGAGGAGCAGGUUUGAUGCUUAAACACAGACAUGCUCGUGUGUUGAGGAGUAUUUGUGGUGCCUGAAGCAGGUGUUGCUUGCAAACGUGUGUGUGAGAGAUUGUGUGUGCAUGUGAAUAAUAGCUGCAGGGGAAAAGUGAUAAAUAAAGACCUCAUCACCACA
Micropterus salmoides (largemouth bass) is the source of this 1810-nucleotide messenger RNA. RefSeq names its product peroxiredoxin-like 2A. Lineage: Eukaryota; Metazoa; Chordata; Actinopteri; Centrarchiformes; Centrarchidae. The record is from RefSeq and is a predicted model, not a curated record. The transcript has 7 exons.